AUGACCACUCAGAACAUUCAAGAGUGGUCCUUUUCAAGUAGUUUUCCUUUACCUUGUAGAGUUCUCAUAAUUACAACUGCUGGACUUUGGGCUUGGGGUACUAAUCUGCAAAUACUUUCAUGGGCAUCUAUAGACGCACAUGCUAUCUUAACUGGUGACAAAAAAAAAUAUCCUUAUUAUAAACCCAUUUAUAAAUGUUUUCAAAGGGUAGUAUUUUCUGGGCUCGAUACGGAAGUUUAUCUUUGUGACAAAAUAUUGGCUGAUAUAAUGACAAGCUAUGCAAAAGUAUUUGGCGAUUUGUAUAAGACUAUGUGUAUUUUGUUUAUUUAUGGUGCAAUCCAAGAAGAUAUAGGAAAUAAAUAUUAUGCCUAUGUGUUCGCUCCUUUAAUCACAAGCUUUCCGUACUUUAUUCGAUUCAAACAGUGUAUCGCAGAGUACCUAAAUCCCAAAGAUCCUAAAAAACCAAACCGCGAACAUUUAUUUAAUGCCCUCAAGUAUUGUUCUGCUUUCCCCGUAAUAUUGUUUUCCGCAUUACAAAAAUGGUAUAAAUUCAGAAGUGAUGAAGUUGAUGUAUCGGCCAGUUGGAUUACUCCAUCAAUCAUAUUUGAUUUAUGGAUUAUUUCCGUUGCAGUUAAUUCAAUAUACUCUUUUUAUUGGGAUGUUGCAAAAGACUGGAAGCUCGCAAUUUUCACUCCAGCAUCUCCUCAUUAUUUAUUGGUUCCCAGUUUUAAACUUCGUUCAAACUUGACCUUCGAAAAGUCCUUAUAUUAUAUUGCCAUAUUUCUUAACUUUUUACUUCGAUUCACAUGGUCACUAAAACUUUCUUCGCACUUACAUAUUAUUAAUUAUUUGGAACCUAGCGUGUUUUUAAUGGAAUGUUUGGAAGUUACUAGGCGUUGGCUAUGGAUAUUUUUUAGAUUAGAGAGUGAAUGGAUUGAAACUGAUAAAACUACAUAUAUACCUCUUGGAAAUACCGCUUGA
Cetraspora pellucida is the source of this 981-nucleotide messenger RNA. The record is from the annotation of a GenBank genome assembly. NCBI's taxonomy places the organism in Eukaryota, Fungi, Glomeromycota, Glomeromycetes, Diversisporales, Gigasporaceae.